Molecule: messenger RNA, 2784 nt
Organism: Pneumocystis carinii B80
Lineage: Eukaryota; Fungi; Ascomycota; Pneumocystomycetes; Pneumocystales; Pneumocystaceae
Exons: 7
Coding region: 46-2745 (899 amino acids)
Biological process (GO): microtubule-based movement
Molecular function (GO): microtubule motor activity; microtubule binding; ATP binding
Source: RefSeq, a predicted model, not a curated record
AACUAAGAUAAGCUUUGGCAAAAGCCAUUGCUGGCGCUUAAUAAGAUGUCUAGUUCAUCAAUCUCGGUGACAGUGAGGGUUCGUCCAUUAAAUCCUAAAGAAACAUCUCAACUGCAGAUAAAUAAUAAUGAAAUGACAUCAUUUAUAGGAGAUGGAUCAUUUACAGGAGGGCCGGUUUAUAAGAAUACAUCUAAAGGAUUAAGACGAAUUGUUCAAGUUUUAGAUGAACGUGUUUUAAUAUUUGAUCCGGCGGAUACUAAUCCUAUGGCACGAUUUCAAAAGACGUUAUUAUCAGCGGGAAAGAGGGUUAAAGAGAUGAAAUAUACAUUUGAUAGAGUUUUUGAUGAGAAUGCGACGCAAGAAAUGGUAUAUGAAAAUACAGCAAAACCGCUUUUAGAUGGGAUAUUAGAGGGUUAUAAUGCUACGGUUUUUGCAUAUGGGGCGACAGGAUGUGGAAAAACACAUACUAUAAGUGGGUCACCAGAGGAUCCAGGAAUUAUAUUUUUAACAAUGAAAGAGCUUUUUGAUAAAAUGACAUCAUUAGCAGAUGAAAAAAUUAUUGAAAUCUCUAUGUCAUAUUUGGAAAUAUAUAAUGAAAGUAUUAGGGAUCUUUUAGUUCCAUCAUCUGCAGCGAAACCUCUUUCAUUGAGAGAAGAUUCAGAUAAGAAAAUAGCAGUAUCAGGGUUAACAUCCUAUCGUCCACAAACUGUUGAUGAAGUGAUGGAAAUUAUUUUAAGGGGUAAUGCGAAUAGAACAAUAUCACCUACAGAGGCGAAUUCUGUUUCUUCUAGAUCACAUGCUGUUUUACAAAUUAAUGUUACUCAAAAACCGCGAACUGCGGAUAUUUCAGAGGAACAUUUUGGAGCAACUCUUUCUAUUAUUGAUUUGGCAGGAAGUGAAAGAGCAUCUGUAACAAAGAAUAGGGGAGAUCGUCUUCUUGAAGGGGCCAAUAUUAAUAGAUCAUUAUUGGCAUUGGGAAAUUGUAUUAAUGCACUUUGUGAUCCUCAUCGACGCAAUCAUGUUCCUUAUAGGGAUUCAAAACUUACUAGACUCUUGAAAUUUUCUUUAGGAGGAAAUUGUAAAACUGUAAUGAUUGUUUGUGUAAGUCCUUGUAGUACUCAUUAUGAUGAAACGCAUAAUACAUUAAAAUAUGGAAAUCGUGCUAAGAAUAUAAAAACCAAGGUAUCUCGUAAUAUGAUUACUGUGGAUAGACAUGUCAGUCAAUAUGUUAAAGCGAUUUAUGAAUUACGACAAGAAGUUUCUGAGUUAAAAAGAAAGUUAGAAGACAAAAAAUCGGAAGAAAAUGAUAGAAUAUCUAAGAAAUAUGCAUUUUUUGAUAUCAAGUUAAAUGAGGGUAUUCAUAAGCUACAUACAACAUUUGAAAAAUUAUCAUCACUUAAAGAACAAUAUCUUUUAAAUGCAAAUUUGCUACUAUCUUUAGAAAAUCAAUUUGAAACAAUAAAUUCUUGGCUUAUAGCUUUCGAUAUUAUAUCUAGUUCAAAUUUUGAUGAUGAAACUAUUUCACAAUUUAAACUUACAAAAGAAUUAGCUAAGGAUUUAUUGAAUAAUUUGGGGAAUAAACGUCAAAUUAGUCUUCAAGAAAUCUCUAAGACUACUAUGAAUAGAGAUUUUGAAGCUGCAUGUGAUGAAAUUUUAAAAGAAUUAAAAGAAGACGGUCUCAAUGAAACAUUCAUAAAUUUAUUUUUAAAAGAAGCCAAAAUUAUAAAGAUAACAUCUGAAAGAGAUACUCUUUUGAAAGAACGAGCAAACUUUCAGACAAUAAUGGAAAAAACAUACUCCAUGAUGCAGCAAUUUGCUAAAUCAAGUUUUAAAGGAUUAAAUACUUGUGCGUUAAUUCUAAAGAAUAAGGAUAAAAAUGUUAUGACUCAAGUCUCAUUAGAAGAAAAGUUUAAAUCUUCUUGUAAAACUCUUGCAGACAUAGUUCAUCAAUUUUCGUCGAAGACAAACACUUUUUUUGAAGGGGAAACUGAUACAAACAAAUUUAUAAAAUCGUCUACUCCAUUUUUAAGCGCAUGUUUUAAGAAACCAUAUCUUCAAAUUUCGUCUCCUUUCCAAAUUAAAUCUCCAAAAGCAUUUAAAGUACAUACUCCAAAGAAAAAUGUUAUGUUUCACAAAGGAAAAAGCGUUUUUAAGAAAAAAGUUAGAUGGAAUGAUCAACAAAGUGAUACCGAAAUUAACAAUACAAAGGAUGAUUUAACUGAAUCAGAUAUUCAUGUUCUUUCUGAUUUGAAAGUCAAUAUUACACCUAAAACAACCCCAAUAUAUUCACUAGAAAGUCAUGAUCAUACGUUAUCGGAACAAGAUAAUACCAUAUUUUCUCAUAUUAAUCAAGAUGAGCAGGAAAAUUCAUUUAUAGAAUCGGAUUAUGAAACUGGAAACCUAAUUGAAAAUAUUAAUUCACCAAAACUAAAAAGUGCUCUAAAGAAAACAGAUAAAAUAAUUGCCAGAGUUUGUAAAAAAAAUAGAUUGUCUUCUAACAUAACUGAAAUUUCUACAAAACCUAUACUUAGGAGAUUAAAAUUCGAUAAAGAGAACCUGAAAUCUAGUCCUACACAAGAAUCUCCUCGAAGUCGUACUUUUACAGUGGGAAAUUCAAUAGGAGGCUCUGUUAGAGUUUCUAACCCUGCAGCAGCUUUAAAGGAGACAAAAGAUCCUUCUAGUAUAUCUAGAGCAGAAAGAAGUGAAUCAAAUAAGCCACAGAUUAAUAAUAAACCAUGGAGAUAAUAUAUAAUGUAAUAAAAGAUAUUUUUUACAAUUGUUUAA